Molecule: messenger RNA, 1459 nt
Organism: [Torrubiella] hemipterigena
Lineage: Eukaryota; Fungi; Ascomycota; Sordariomycetes; Hypocreales; Clavicipitaceae
Source: the annotation of a GenBank genome assembly
AUGUACUCAGACGACCUCCUGAAAGCCUGGCUCCAAGAGCAAGUCCCUCGCGCGGCAUCGAUGAAGAACGAUGCAGCGUUCUACCGCAAACUUGAACAAUCGCUCGACGUGGCCCGCAAGGAAAAUGGGCUCAUGACAAUUAAACCGCGCUGGGACGAUACUGUUAUUGACUUUACAACUAGCGAUUUCCUUUCGCUCAACCGCACCGGCCGCAUUCGCGAAGGGUUCAAGGCCGAGCUCUCUCGCCAUGGAGACUAUCGCCUGAGCGCAUCUGGGUCUAGAGUGCAGUACGGCAAUUACAAUUAUAUCUUGGAGACGGAACGCAUGAUUGCAGAAUUCCACAAUUCCGAGACGGCGUGGAUUGCGCACUCGGGAUUCAUCGCCAAUGUCGGAGUCUUGGAAGCCGUUGCGCUGCCAGGAGACGCCAUUGUAUUUGACGAGCUCUCGCAUGCAAGCACGAAUCUUGGCUUGAAGCUCAGCAUGACGACAAACAGAAUCCCCUUCAAGCACAACAGCAUCGACUCUCUUCGGGAAGUGUUGGAGGGACUUAAGAGUUCCGAGCCUGCCUUCGCCAAGGGCCAGCAGUCCAUCCUGAUAUGCGUCGAAUCCAUUUAUAGCAUGGAAGGCGACCUGUGCCCGUUGAGAGAAUUCGUUGACCUGGCCAAGGAAAUGUUCCCCGCUGGCAACGCUCAGUUCAUCAUUGACGAAGCGCACAGCAGCGGCGUCAUUGGCCCUAGAGGCGGAGGCUUGGUACAAAUGUUGGGGUUGGAAAAGGAAAUUGCUAUUCGAGUCCACGUUUGCAGCAAGGCACUAGCAUCUACUGGAGGAAUCAUUCUUUGCAACAAGACUGUUCGGCGCGCACUCAUUCACCAGUCCAAAACUCUAACCUAUAGCGGUGCGCCAUCGUUUGCAAUGGUCGCUUCGAUGCGUGCAGGUUACGAGCUGCUUAUAAGCGGCGCAACGCAAAAGGCUCAAGAUGAUAUUCAGAAGAUUGUCAAACAUUUCCUGGAUAAAGUCUCUUCAGAUGCAGUCUGCGCUGAAGGCAUGGAUGAGGGCCUACUUAACAUUCCCUUAGUAGAAGGCUUUGCGCACCGCGCUGUUCACUCGCACGUGGUCCCGAUCAAGACUAAGCCACGCCAUGAGCAGUAUCUCGCUUUUCAUCUGGCUCUAGCCAACAUGAAUGCCUACAGCAUUUCAUAUCCCGUCGUACCCAGAGGUGGAAGCCGCGUUCGACUCGUCUUCCACGCGCACAAUACAGAAGAAGAGAUUGAUCACCUAGUGGCUAGCAUUGCCACUUGGGUACGAGAGAUGCUUGAUAUCGAGAACGGCCUGUCGAACAAUACCUUACCCAGUGCUGCGAGACACGUCUUCGCCCUGCAAGCCUCUUUGACUGCGUAAGUUGUCCCUGUCGCCACCAUCGUACUGGAGGCAGUAAAAGCAACACGGGAAUAAGACCUAC